Messenger RNA from Blepharisma stoltei, 246 nucleotides. Lineage: Eukaryota; Ciliophora; Heterotrichea; Heterotrichida; Blepharismidae. The record is from the annotation of a GenBank genome assembly.
AUGAUUAUCAGAAUUUAUUUUUAUUUCUUAUUUUUGUGUCUUUCCUUGCUCUCCUGAUGCAUAAUCAAGUCAACUCAUGAAGGGCAAAUAACUGAUUUUUGUAUAGCCUAUAAAAAUAGUGUAAUAACCAUUAUUAAAAUUGAAAUGCUUCAUAUAAAUAUUUUUAUUUUGAUCACGAUAACUUCUGCACAUGUGUGCUCUAGCAAGAGAGAAAGACAAAAUGCACUCUACAUGUGCACCCAAUAG